Cladophialophora yegresii CBS 114405 is the source of this 1533-nucleotide messenger RNA. Its product is annotated as mitochondrial chaperone BCS1. Gene Ontology annotation, molecular function: ATP binding; ATP hydrolysis activity. The coding region runs from base 1 to 1533 and encodes 510 amino acids. The record is from RefSeq and is a predicted model, not a curated record. Gene Ontology annotation, biological process: mitochondrial respiratory chain complex III assembly; protein insertion into mitochondrial inner membrane from matrix. The transcript has 2 exons. Gene Ontology annotation, cellular component: mitochondrial inner membrane. Lineage: Eukaryota; Fungi; Ascomycota; Eurotiomycetes; Chaetothyriales; Herpotrichiellaceae.
AUGCAGGGCGAAAAUGGGGUGGUGAAGGUCCCUGCGAACCCAGCUUCGGUACCUCCGGGCUUGAAUGAUGGCGGUGGUGCCGCUCACAAAGCAGACCUGAUCCGCCAGUUUGCAAGCUCGGGGAAUUCUGGAGAUGGCGGAUUGAUCGCGCAGCUAAGCAACAAUCCAUUCUUCACUGCGGGCUUCGGACUCGCAGGUCUCACGGCCAUCGCGGCUUUCGGUCGACGAGGUAUCCGCCAUGGAGCCGCCCUCAUGCGCCGUCGUCUCUUGGUCGAUGUUGAGAUCAGCGUCCGAGACGACUCCUAUCCGUGGUUUCUAUACUGGAUGACUCUGCAUGAAAGAGGGAGACUUGUUGAGCAUGCUGCGCAGGCGAAAGCGAGUCGCUUCGAGUCACUCUUGCAACGACUCACGCCCGGUAUGCGCCAUCUGGCCAUUGAGACCGAGAAAAGAGAAUUACCCAACGGCGCUAUUCAUACGAAUUUCGUCCUAAUUCCUGGACCGGGGAGACACGUCCUCCGCUACAACGGGGCUUGGAUCUUCGUCAACCGUCAGAGAGAAGGGAAGCAGUUCUCAAUGGAUGGGAAGCCUUGGGAGACGGUCACUUUGACUACGCUCUAUUCUCAGCGCCAUGUGUUCGAGUCGUUGUUCAAAGAAGCUCAUGACAUUGCAACGCAGUCUGUGGAGGGCAAGACGGUCAUAUACACAGCAUGGGGCACGAAGUGGGAUAAAUUCGGCAAUCCGCGGAGCAAGCGACCACUGGAGUCAGUCAUCCUUGACAAAGGGGUCAAAGAACGCAUCGUGUCCGACGUCCAGGACUUUCUUGCAUCGGCCAAGUGGUACUACGAGCGGGGGAUACCUUAUCGAAGAGGCUACCUUCUAUAUGGUCCGCCUGGUACAGGGAAAUCUUCCUUCAUUCAAGCGCUCGCCGGCCACUUGAACUACGACAUCGCCAUGCUCAAUCUGAGUGAGCGGGGUCUCACAGAUGAUAGGCUGAAUCAUCUGUUGACUGUCAUACCUCAGCGGACAUUGGUUCUAUUGGAAGACGUGGAUGCUGCUUUUGCCAAUCGACGCCAAGUCGAAGCAGACGGGUAUCAGGGCGCGAAUGUGACGUUCUCAGGCCUGUUGAACGCUUUGGACGGUGUUGGGAGUGCCGAGGAACGGAUUAUCUUCCUGACCACGAAUCAUGUUGACCGGUUGGACGAAGCACUCGUCCGCCCAGGCCGGGUAGACAUGACCGUCCGUCUCGGUGAAGCCACCACGUAUCAGAUCGAACAGCUCUGGGCACGCUUCUACAGCGAGCAAGAUCCAGAAGGACACUUCAAGGCGAGAUUCCUGGGGAGACUCCAUGAACUCGGCGUGCUCUCUGGACCUUCAGCGGUCAGCAGUCGGACAAGCAUGGCUGCGCUGCAAGGGCUAUUUUUGUACAAUAAGGGAAACCCUCAAGGUGCUAUCGAUAUGGCCUGGCAAUUGGCGCCUGGCGGCUUACCCAGUGCUCUGACCAAGGAGAGUCGGGCACACGCGAAAGCCGCUUGA